AUGUGGGCGUGUUUGUUUCGCGCGGCGAAAAGGGGUCCGGUCGACAGGUGCGUGUGGCGGCUCGUGACUUGUUUGAUGUGUCGAAACGGGCGUUCAAAAGAAGUCGGAAAGCUGCACAAGAGUUCCCACGUGUGGGUGCUGAGGGACUACUCCCGUCACAAAGCACGGCUAGGCGCAGGCCAGGCCGUCCAGAGCCCUGAAUUCACGGCGGGAGGCCACCGCUGGGCUAUCUUGUUCUACCCCAACGGCUAUGACCCCGAAGCCCAGAGCCAAGGCUACGCGUCCAUGUACUUGUCCCUGACGAGCGUCGGCGCCGGCGGCAACGGCAACGGCAGCAACGGCGUCCAGUUGCUGUACGGGAUGUACGCGACGACUGCAGACGAAAAAUUGGGUAUCAACAUGUUCAAGAGUCAAUCGGAGAUCGUGUGCCUCAGUCCCGGCCAACACUCUGGUUCGCGCCUAUUCCUCAAGUGGUCCUUCCUUGAUACCCCCGGCAACGGUUACCUGAGGGACGAUUGCCUGAGGCUACUGUACUUUAUUGGAAUCCUCGAUCGCCCCUUACCAAUAAAUCACCCCUUUCUCAGGUUCCCAGGCCGCGCCCCAGCCCCAGCCACCGCCAACGACGAUUCCCUCAAAGAGAUAUGCUCAUCCUUGUUUAAGGAGGUGGUUCGUUGUAAGAAAUCUGCUUGUGCCGUCCUACAAAGGGAACUUUUGGCAAUUUCAUCUGCUCCUCAGGGGAAGCUAUUGGAAAGUGUUAUUUGGGCAACUAAAAUGUCUAUAAACCAACCACAAAGAUCAAUAUCAUGUGGGAAUUCGGUUCAAUUGGUCUCCAAAUCAUUGUCCGAAAAGCUCCUCGAAAAAUACUUCGAUGCUUUGGAGUUUGAUUUGGACUACAAGGAAAGCGCGUUGUGGUCCCCACUCAAGCAAGAAAAUGAGAAGCUUGAGGAAGAAGACAAGUUGAAAGUGAAGAAAAUCUCUCCAUUCAGACUAUCCUCACUCCUCCGCCUCGAGAAGGACCCGAAGCGAGCUCUCCAUCUCUUCCUCAACCCGAACCCGAACGACCGAAGCCCGAACCCGAAACCCUUCCGCCACUCCCUCCUAUCCUACGACCUCAUCAUCACCAAGCUCGGCCGGGCCCGAUUGUUCCCGGAGAUGGAGUCCGUCCUCGACAAACUGAAGAACGACACCAGAAUCGCCGCCGAAGAAGUCAUCUUCUGCAACGUCAUCACCUUCUACGGCCGGGCCCGAUCCCCCCUCGAGGCCCGCCGCGCGUUCGACGAGAUCCCCGCCUUCCGCUGCCGCCGGACGAUCAAAUCGUUCAACACGCUUCUCAGCAGCCUCGCCGCCUGCCGGGAGCUCGGCAUGGCCCGUGACCUGCUCGACGAGAUCCGCGAUUUCGGGGGCCCGGACGCCUGCACGUACAACAUUCUGAUCCGGACCUUCCUUGCCCGGCCCGAUCUCGCCGGUGCCCGCCACCUGUUCGACGAAAUGCUCAGCCAAGGCGUGACCCCCAAUUCCGUCACUUUCGGGACCCUCAUCAACGGGCUCUGCGCGAAUUCGGAGCUGGACGAAGCCUUCAGGCUGAAGACGCAAAUGGAGGAGGAAUUGAAGAUCAGGCCCGACGAGCCCGUAUACGUCCCUCUAAUCAAAGCUCUCUGCAAAGCCAGCCAGCUCAGCCGAGCCAUGGACCUAAAGGAAGAAAUGUCGAGGAGAGGGGUUCGAGUGGGGCCCGCAGUCUACUCCACGCUGAUCAGCGCGUUUUUCAAGGCGGGCCGAAAGGGGGAAGUCUCUGGGCUUUUAGACGAGAUGGGCCGGCAAGGGUGUAGGCCCGACACUGUCACGCACAACGCGAUUAUCCACGGGCUCUGUCGUGAUCGGGAGUUCGGGCCCGCAAUCGAGGCCUUGGCCCAAAUGGAGAGAGAUGGGUGCAAACCGGACGUGAUUAGCUACAACUUGAUCGUGGGCUCGCUUUGUAGGGCCGGGAAAAUCGACGAGGCCCACGACUUGUUCGAGGACAUGCCGAGAAGGGGGUGCCGACCAGACGUGGUGGCGUACCGCACGAUUUUCGAGGGCUUUUGCGACGCGGGCCGGUUUCGGGAGGCGGCCGGAGUUUUGGAUGAGAUGGUUUUUAUGGGGCACGCGGGUAGUUCGUGUUUGGACGUGAGUCGACGAGUGGAUGAGUUGGCGGCGUUUGUUUGGGGGGAAAAGAUGAUGUGGGUGUGUUUGUUUCGCGCGGCGAAAAGGGGUCCGGUCGACAGGUGCGUAUGGCGGCUCGUGACUUGUUUGGUGUGUCGGGACGGGCGUUCGAGUGCUCGAGAGAUGUUUGAUCGAUUGAUAAACGAAUAA
Messenger RNA from Striga asiatica, 2346 nucleotides. NCBI's taxonomy places the organism in Eukaryota, Viridiplantae, Streptophyta, Magnoliopsida, Lamiales, Orobanchaceae. The record is from the annotation of a GenBank genome assembly.